GGAAGCUCCCCGCACUCGUGCCAUUGCAUCAUACACAAUCUUACGCAACGACAAGCUAUUGAAUCCUUAUGAUCUAACAGCUUGAAUUUGGGCUUAUUGAUCGAAAAAAAAAAGAAGAAACCUUGUGAACAUGUUUCGCAACUCCAUUCGAGGUCAACGAGCCUCAAAAUUUAUGCAGCGACGAUGUUUCACAAGUACUAUCUCACGACAGGCUGAUUUUACACAUGCUGUUAUCGGCGGAGGUGCAGUAGGCCUUGCAAUUGCGAGACAGUUGGCAGGUAGAGAUGGGACAAGCACAUUACUUCUCGAGCGAAAUAGUGCCGUGGGAAUGGAAACCAGUUCGAGGAAUUCUGAAGUCAUCCACGCUGGUCUUUAUUAUGGCGCCGAUUCCCUCAAAACCAAAGUAUGCAUUCGGGGUCGUCAGAUGCUCUAUGCCCUCUGCGCCCAAUACAACAUCCCCCACAAAAACAUGGGCAAAUGGAUCGUAGCCCAAACAGACCAACAAUAUGAAGAACUUGUCAAAGUCCACGAGUUCAGCAAAACGCUCGAGAAUGUCCCGACGCAUUUCGUAUCGUUGAAACAGGCGGCCAUUGAAGAACCAUAUGUGCGCGCGCAAACGGGGAUUCUCGCAAGUCCUUCGACGGGAAUCGUAGACUCGCAUGCGUAUAUGCAAUUUCUGCAUGGGGAUUUCGAGGAACGCGGUGGGGAUACCGCGUUGAAUAGUAAUGUGGUUGCCAUUACUCCAUUAGGGAAUAAGGGGAGUCUGGGCUGGGAAAUCCUCGUGCGGGAUAAAGCGAGCGGGCAAGAAAAUACAUUCACCGCGGAAAGCAUUGUCAAUUCCGCCGGCUUGGGAGCUUGCGAUGUGAAUAACAUGAUUGUGUCUCCUGAUCAACAUCUCACGCAGUAUUACGCAAAGGGGAAUUAUUUCUCCUAUUCGCCCAGCACGCCCAGCACCAAACAUCUUAUCUAUCCGGCGCCGGAGCCGGGGCUCGGAGGCCUGGGCACGCAUCUCACGCUGGAUAUCGCGGGACGUAUUCGCUUUGGACCGGAUGUGGAGUGGGUUGAUAGCGCGGAGGAUUUGGCGGUGAAUAGCUCGCGCUUGCCGCAGGCGAUCGAGCAGAUUCGACGAUUUUUGCCGGAUGUGAAGAUUGAGGGGAUUCAACCGGAUUACGCGGGCAUUCGACCGAAGUUGGCGAGGGGCGGGGCGGUGGGGAGUGGGAAGGGGUUUCAGGAUUUUGUGGUUAGGGAUAUGGCGGGGGAGGGCUGGAGUGGGUGGGUGAAUUUGUUGGGUAUUGAGAGUCCGGGGUUGACGAGCAGUUUGGCGAUUGCGGAGGUGGUGGAGGGGGGGUUGUAUAGGUGAAAUAUGGGGGGGGGGAUAAUGAAUUAUAAUUAUGAUUGAUAGUAUAAUAGUAUAUAUGAUGAGUGAGGAGACAUAUCCAGAUACGACUAUCCAUCCAUCCAUCCAUCGAUACCCACCAAGAAUAGGCAGAGAAACCCCAAGCAAAGAAAACAACCGAAUCAUCAUACGAUCGAAAUAGCAAAACGAGAUAUCAAACCCAACCCACCAAAUCAUUCCCGGGCUAAAGAACCGACGGAUGUAAAUAGGUAGAUCGAUAGAUACAUGAGCAUCUUUCACACGACACACCCAAUCCGAUCCGAUCCCA
Messenger RNA from Botrytis cinerea B05.10, 1664 nucleotides. It is a transcript of the gene Bcdao12, whose product is annotated as Bcdao12. The record is from RefSeq and is a predicted model, not a curated record. The coding region runs from base 131 to 1360 and encodes 409 amino acids. Gene Ontology annotation, molecular function: (S)-2-hydroxy-acid oxidase activity; (S)-2-hydroxyglutarate dehydrogenase activity. Lineage: Eukaryota; Fungi; Ascomycota; Leotiomycetes; Helotiales; Sclerotiniaceae. Gene Ontology annotation, cellular component: mitochondrion. The transcript is spliced from 3 exons.